UUAAUUUUUUAAUUAGGGCGGUUUGAGCAUCUCCCGGCGGGGUCGCAUCGCCGGGCGGCGAGGGGAGCCCGGGCGAGCUGCCCCCGCCGCCCGGGAGCGGGGCUCCCGGGACCACCCCUUGCCCCGAGCCGUCGGGACUCCAGCCUGGACUUUGCGCAGCCGGCGCGGCGGGCCGGAGGCGCGGAGAGCUCCGCGCUCCGCCACCAUGGGCAGCGCGGGCGCGCAGGACGAGGGCUGACUCAGAGUAUGGCUCCUCUCAGCCAUGGCUGCAGUACAGAGCACAGAUACUGGAACUCCCUUUAACCUGGCUGAGCAGUGCAGGCAAAGAAGCAAUAGAGGUGAAAAUCCCACAGAGCCACCAGGAUGUGAUGCCCAAGGAUGAGCAGUAAUUACUGCAGCAACACUUCAGCCAGUAUGAGUGUCAACGAAAUGCCUGCCUUCCCUCUGACUUUAGAACAAAAAACUGGCUUUGCCUUUGUGGGGAUUUUGUGUGUUUUCUUGGGACUCCUAAUUAUCAGAUGCUUCAAAAUCUUGCUAGACCCCUACAGCAGUAUGCCUUCUUCCACGUGGGAAGAUGAAGUUGAGGGGUUGGAUAAAGGAACAUUUGAAUAUGCUCUUGCAUGAAAACUCACAGAAUAUCCUGCCUUAAAUAUAAUGUUGAUUUCAUUUUGGAAACCAACUGUUGUUACAUUUGUUAUACAUACCUGCAUUUUGGAGAUAUGUUGGUGGCAUCCAUUUUGUUAAAUAAAUAUU
Camarhynchus parvulus is the source of this 753-nucleotide messenger RNA. RefSeq names its product cortexin 2 (gene CTXN2). Bases 379 to 624 code for a protein of 81 amino acids. NCBI's taxonomy places the organism in Eukaryota, Metazoa, Chordata, Aves, Passeriformes, Thraupidae. The transcript has 3 exons. The record is from RefSeq and is a predicted model, not a curated record.